AUGUCUGUGGGCCUCAACAAGGGCCACAAGAUGACUAAGAACGUGAGCAAACCAAGGCACAACCAGUGCCUCAGAUGCCUCCCAAGCACACCAAGUUUAUACAGCACAAGAUCUGGGAGUUGGGUGGCUUUGCCAAUAAGGGUGGUAACAUACAGCUGUUCAAGGUCUCCAAGCACAAAAGAGCCCUCAAGUUCAUUAAGAAAAGGGGAGGGAUGCAUAUAUGCACCAAAGAGGAAGCUGCAGGAGCUGAGCAACAAGCUGGCCACCAUGAGGAACAUAGAUGCCAAGAAGGACUGA
Octodon degus (degu) is the source of this 297-nucleotide messenger RNA. RefSeq names its product 60S ribosomal protein L36-like. The record is from RefSeq and is a predicted model, not a curated record. NCBI's taxonomy places the organism in Eukaryota, Metazoa, Chordata, Mammalia, Rodentia, Octodontidae. The transcript has a single exon. Bases 1 to 297 code for a protein of 98 amino acids.